Messenger RNA from Clupea harengus (Atlantic herring), 1341 nucleotides. RefSeq lists its product as uncharacterized. The coding region runs from base 1 to 1341 and encodes 446 amino acids. The transcript is spliced from 6 exons. The record is from RefSeq and is a predicted model, not a curated record. Lineage: Eukaryota; Metazoa; Chordata; Actinopteri; Clupeiformes; Clupeidae.
AUGGUCUCUGAAAUUAUAGGUAUCUGGUGUGCUUUGAUGAACAACCAGUCGUCAUCGGAUUUGGACUUGGAAUCUGAGGCUGACAUUUAUGAAGUGAUAUCAGUAGAGGAACUGCAUCAACAACCGAUGUCUUCGCCGGUGAAAUUUUUAAGGACUGACUGUGCUGAGCGUGUAGCAGACACCAUACCUGCUGAAACAACAGUAUCUGUCACAGCCUUAGGAGUACCUUCUGCCAGAAUACCUAGUAAAGAGAGUACUGGGGUGACACCAUCACUAUCAAGGGAGAAAAUCACAUCUCCUAGAUUGUCUCCUAAAUCAUCCUAUGUUCUCCAGAGGUCAUCCCCUCCGUCACCAAAAACAACUUUAAGAGGCCAUUCUGAACCUCAAGUCAUCUUUAGCUCGGAAGCUUUCCAUGGUCAAGAAAUUGUGGAAAUCAGAGCAAUGGCUUCCUCAGAGAGACGGGAAUCUCUUCGGUUGUCACCAAAGCCAUCUUCUGUCACAGCUGAAUGGGCAACACAAACUUCCAGAUCAUCACUCCCGAGGAUUGAUAAAGCCACACAGAUGUCUAGAACUUCACUCCUUUUAAUCAGUCAAGCCUCCCAGACAUCAAGAACAUUGCUACCAGUAGCUAAACAAGAAUCAAGACCAUUGCUUCCUUCUAUUGACCAGGUGACUCAGAUAUCCUGGAUAUUGCCACAGGGCAUUGAUAUGGGACAUCAAUCAGUGGCAUCAUCUGACCAGGGCUCACAGAUGUCAUCAGUCAAUCUGCAGGAUCAGGGCACACGGAUGAUUACUCCUUCUGGGAUGCCAGUAACUGAAAAAACACUUGAGCCAAAGAGGCCUCAAGUGAUUUGCCAAUCCUCAUCGGUUGAUGAUGAAAAACAGACUGAACGUGAUAUCAGUCUUGGAGGUGUUAUGGCUAACGUGGCUGAAGAACCUGCAAAGGAUAAGAUGUGGACUCUCUACCACUUAGGGCAGAAGACAACCGAAGGGCUGUUCUCCACACAAGUACUAUCUGGACCUCCAUUCAAUGGAGAGGCCUACAUCCGAAACUUUGGGCCAGGGGCUGUGCUUCUAGCAGAGCGACCUCAUCGGAGAAUGAAAUCACUUUCAGCCCCCAUUAGGGGGAAGCUAGUUUCAGCCAGUGCUUUUAAGCCUGGGCAGGGGCUGUACUCCCUCAGACCCAGUGAGAUGGUCAUCCGGCCUCCUCAUCCACCAAGUAGGUCCUCCUCCAAUCUGCCAGACUAUGUGUUGGUGGUGGACACUGAGGAUGUAAAUCGGGACAAUGACUCUAAUGCAGCAGGAACAAGCCAAGUCCAAACGAAAUCCUCUGAAUAUUGA